Messenger RNA from Solanum lycopersicum (tomato), 1053 nucleotides. It is a transcript of the gene LOL1, whose product is annotated as protein LOL1. The record is from RefSeq and is a predicted model, not a curated record. Lineage: Eukaryota; Viridiplantae; Streptophyta; Magnoliopsida; Solanales; Solanaceae.
UUUAACACCACUAUUUCUUCUUACUCUUUAAAUCAUCUAUCCCCUGCAUCCUCCUAUCAGUCCCCACCCCAACCCCCACGCUCCCUCUCUCUUUACAUCUGCAUAUGUAAAGGUCUGUGUCUGCCUCACUCCUAAUGCUUGACUAAGCUCCUCUUAUGUUUCAAAUGCUCAGAGGAUGAACCAGUAACAAUCAUGAGACAGUAAAGAUGGAAGCAGCUGCUCUGUUAGAAGUUUUUGAAGCACUAGGCUUUUGAGAUCUCAGGAGAGGACUACCUCUGUUAGCUUCACAAUGCCAGUUCCGCUUGCUCCAUAUCCUACACCACCAACACCAUUUACACCACCUUCUAACGCAGGUACGCAGAGCCAGCUUGUGUGCUCUGGAUGCAGAAAUCUUUUACUCUAUCCAGUUGGAGCAACAUCUGUUUGCUGUGCAGUUUGCAAUGCAGUAACAGCAGUACCACCUCCGGGCACUGAGAUGGCUCAGUUGGUUUGCGGAGGCUGCCACACAUUACUUAUGUACAUUCGUGGAGCAACAAGCGUGCAAUGUUCGUGCUGUCACACAGUCAAUUUAGCUAUGGAAGCAAAUCAGGUAGCACAUGUGAAUUGUGGCAACUGCCACAUGCUGCUGAUGUACCAAUACGGGGCACGAUCAGUGAAAUGUGCAGUUUGCAAUUUUGUGACAUCGGUAGGGGUUGCAACGAGCACAGCUGAGCAAAAGUUUAACAGCUAACUUUAAAGCUGCUGAGCCAGUGCUAGAAACUUCUACAACUAAAGUUGUCGUGUUAUGUGUCAGCGGCAUUUCAGCUGCAUCAACUGGAGGAAAUUUCUAGUUGCUACUAGUAUAGAGCUAUUACAGAGCUUUUUUUCCCUCGCGUAUCUGUAAUAGAAUAAGCAGUUUUGCAGGUUGAGCCUACAAAAGGUAUUGCAUAUAAUGGUAUUGCGUUUGUAAGUCUGGUUGAAAAAUCCUGGAUAGCAAAGACUCCUUUUCACCUACCAUAAUAUUGUUUUCAUCUUGGGAUGCCAUAAAUACAAUUUUAAAAUGUCUUGACUGAA